AUGGCAUCUAGAACAGCAUGUGCUAAUCCUGACUGUCAUAAGGGCAUUGGGCUUUUUCCAUGCAGCGGUUGUCAACAAACGUUUUGUCGAAAACACUCGAACGAACACUACCAAGCAUUGCAUGAAGAGUUGGACAAAAUUGUUUUGGAACAUGAUUCUAUCAAACAACAACUGCAAAGCCGUCCGAUGAAUUGUACACAAGAAAUCGAUCGAUGGGAAGAAGAGUCAAUAAGGAAAAUAAAAGCGGUGGCAGAAGAGGCCAGAAUGAACUUGUGCCGAUUAAUAAAUGUCAGAAAAGAAGAAAUGAGAACAAACUUUCAAGUAUUCACGGACGAGAUUGGAGCGAAACGAACUUCUGGAGAUUUCGUUGAACCUGAUUUGGAUAAAUGGAAACAAGAGCUAGAAAAAGUAAAACAUGACAUAGACUCGCUUGAAAAUAUAAAAGUUAAUGAUCAUUUAUCGACGACAAUCAACAUGCUUGAAGUGAGUAUAAUGCCAGCACUGUAUUACUCUCACUCUGGAGGAGAAAGAUUUGAUCGCGUGAUUGGUGAUAUAGCAUUGUCAGACAACGGUCGUGUAGCUACUCACACAGGUGAUAUAUUCCAUCCAAAUGCAAGUGUUUAUGGUGCAAAUCGCUAUUCUAGUGGUACUCAUUGUCUAUCACUUUAUAUCGAACAAAUGCACUGGCUCUUUUUUGGUGUAAUAUCGACUUCGACAUCGUUGAAAGCAGAUGCUUACAAGUCUUCAUCAGCAUAUGGAUGGGUUGGCGACAAUGCUGUGCCAGUAAAAAAUGUUUAUUUGAAAGGUGAGAGUGGUCGAGGAUAUGGUGGGUACGACAAUGAUAUGAAACAAUAUGACAUCAUCGAUAUAAUUUUCGAUUGUGAUGAGAAAAGAAUUCGACUUGUCAACAAACGAACAAGGAAAACUUAUGAGAUACCAAUUGAUCUAAAUAGCUGUCCAUUACCAUGGCGAUUCGUGAUCAGCUUCUAUUGGCUGGGUGAUCGUGUUAGAAUCUGGUAG
Didymodactylos carnosus is the source of this 1020-nucleotide messenger RNA. The record is from the annotation of a GenBank genome assembly. NCBI's taxonomy places the organism in Eukaryota, Metazoa, Rotifera, Eurotatoria, Philodinida, Philodinidae.